Molecule: messenger RNA, 939 nt
Organism: Acomys russatus (golden spiny mouse)
Lineage: Eukaryota; Metazoa; Chordata; Mammalia; Rodentia; Muridae
Product: olfactory receptor 7G2-like
Exons: 1
Coding region: 4-939 (311 amino acids)
Biological process (GO): G protein-coupled receptor signaling pathway
Cellular component (GO): membrane
Molecular function (GO): G protein-coupled receptor activity; olfactory receptor activity
Source: RefSeq, a predicted model, not a curated record
AACAUGGAAGGUGAAAAUAAAUCAGUUCUUGUCGAAUUUUUCCUACGAGGACUGACAGAUGAUACAGAGGUGCAGCCCUUCAUCUUUGGCCUGUUUCUAUGUGCUUACCUGAUUACCAUCUUUGGAAAUCUUCUUAUAAUGUUGGCCAUUAAGUGUGACUCCCAUCUCCACACCCCCAUGUACUUCUUUCUCUGUCAUCUGUCUGUCAAUGAUAUGUAUUUAGUCAGCAUCAUAGUUCCAAAGAUGCUGCUAAACAUACAAACACAAGAUCAAAGGAUCACGUAUGCAGGCUGCCUCAGCCAGGGCUUCUUUGUUGCAGUUUGUACAUUAUUUGAGUGUUUCCUUCUUGGAAUAAUGGCAUAUGAUCGCUAUGUAGCCAUUUGUUAUCCUCUAACAUACAAAGUCAUCAUGAGCCCCUGCUUCUGUGUUACUCUGAUUCUUCUCUCUCUGUUCAUCAGUGUUGCUAAUGGUCUGCUGCAUAGUAUGAUGCUGCUGCACUUGUCCUUCUGCACAGACUGGGAAAUCCUCCAUUUCUUUUGUGAAAUUGCCCAAGUCAUCAAGCUGGCCUGUUCUGACAGCCUCAUUAACAACAUUUUGAUAUUUGUUACAGCUUCUAUUUUUGCGGGUGUUCCCCUGAUUGAAAUCAUUUUCUCUUAUAUUCAUAUUGUAUCUACAGUCUUGAAACUGCCAUCAUCUGAAGGAAAGUACAAAGCAUUUUCCACUUGUGGGUCUCAUUUGUCAGUCGUUUCCUUGUUCUAUGGGACAGGUUUUGGUGUAUACAUUACCUCAUCAGUAAUUGAUUCACCCAAGGAGAUUGCUGUGGCUUCAGUGAUGUAUUCUGUAGUUCCUCCAAUGAUGAAUCCCUUUAUCUAUUGUUUGAGGAACAAAGAUAUGAAGGAGGCACUGCAGAAAGUUUUUGGUAGGGCACCUCUUCUGUGA